This is a messenger RNA of Effrenium voratum, 670 nucleotides long. NCBI's taxonomy places the organism in Eukaryota, Dinophyceae, Suessiales, Symbiodiniaceae. The record is from the annotation of a GenBank genome assembly.
CUCAAGCUGAAAAGGUCGUAGUGGGGAAGGAAGCCCUGUCGCAUGAUGAGGUCUCCGCGGGCUCGCUCAAAGCUGGCGGCGGGAGGAUUGGCCGCCGUGGCGAUAUGGAUGGCUGGGGCAGGUUGGAGGCAAAGCGUUGCCUUCCUUCCAGGGCAGGCGAACUCUCGAAGAGAGCUACUAGCUUCCGCCAUGCUGCUGAGCUUUCCCACUCGUGCCAAUGCCGAGCGGCUCGGCGCCAAGAAUCGGAUCAGUUCUCUGUCGCUGGAGAACGAUGUCGAAUCUGGGAAUUUCGAUGGCUAUGACAUGGAAGGUACAAUGUCCAGGCUGGGAGACAAGCUGUCCGCAGGCUACGAGAAGGUAAAGCCGGUGUGCGAGGAGGUCAGCAUCAUCGCAAAUGGUGGUUCCCGAACUAGCCUCGACGACUCCACCAAGCGGUACGUCUGCGACAGGAACGACUUGCAGAAGCAGAAGGAAGAAAAGGGUGAGUACUCUUACAUCAACGCAGCGAAGGAUGUGAAAGCUGAAGAGAGGGCGCAGAAACAGGCAGAGAAGGAGGAGCGCAUUCGUAGGUCAAAGUCUAUUGUGACCCGGUAAUACUCUUAAGCUUGCCGCGAGAAUGAUAGUCAUGAGCGGCGCGUCCUGCGCCCCAUGAGCAUGAUGUUGCCUAGAC